Heterobilharzia americana is the source of this 2441-nucleotide messenger RNA. The record is from the annotation of a GenBank genome assembly. Lineage: Eukaryota; Metazoa; Platyhelminthes; Trematoda; Strigeidida; Schistosomatidae.
GCUGAAUUUCGGCAGUGCGCUUCCCUUCACGUGAACAGCGUAUGCUGUUUGGACCGUAGUGUUGGGUGUCACCGCCUACUAGUAAACGGAUGGCUUCUAGCUCGGAGUCGGAUAAUGGGAUAAACCACGAAGUUGUGCAUAAGGAUACAACAAAAGUAAACAAGCGACAGAAGUUUGUUUCCGUUUCAUCAACUACAUGGGGAUUACCACAACCGGUUCUUCGUGUAGGCAAUCGCACCAUAUUUACACAUGGACGUCCACCAUGGUAUAAUGUUGAAGGGCAAACUCAGCAACCUUUUGUAAUCGGUAUCUGUGGUGGAAGUGCAAGUGGUAAAACUUCAGUUGCACGUGCAAUUAUUGAGAGUUUGGAUGUACAGUGGGUCAGUUUAUUAAGUAUGGAUUCAUACUAUAAGGUUCUUAAUCCAGAACAAAAAGUUCAGGCUGAUGAGUGUAAAUAUAACUUUGAUCAUCCGAAUGCUUUUGAUUUUGAUCUACUUGAGAAUCAUUUAUGUAGAUUACGUGAGGGUAAAUCUAUAGAAGUACCUGAAUAUGAUUUUAAAACACACUCACGUACAUUGAAAACGAAUACUGUUUACGGGGCUAAUAUUAUCAUUAUUGAGGGAAUUUUGGCGUUCUAUUCACAAGCAGUGACAAAGUUAAUGGAUUUGAAGGUGUUCGUUGAUACUGAUGCUGAUGAACGCCUAGCUCGUCGUCUUCGUCGUGAUAUUACUGAGCGUGGAAGAGAGUUGAAUGGUGUUCUAAGCCAGUAUACACGUUUUGUUAAACCAUCUUAUGAACAGUUUAUUGCUCCAAGUAUGGCUCAAGCAGAUAUUAUUAUACCAAGAGGAGGAAAGAAUGUUGUUGCUUUGCAGCUUAUUGUUCAACACAUCAAUAAACGUUUAAAACAGUGCGGAUUACGGUCUAGGUGUGAAUUAGCGAAAUUUCCUCCUGGUACUUUUACAAUGGAUACCAAUGGUAUACAUUGGGAUGAUAGUUCAAUGGGAACAAAAGAGGAUAUUGAUGAUGAUAAUGAGAUAUCCAGUCUCCAGCGUAAUGGUACGAGACAAUACAAUAAUAGUAAUAAUAACAAUAAUAAUGGCACAUCUGAUAGAUUAUUCCUUCCACCUCAAGUACUCGUCUUACCACCUACACCUCAACGGCUUGGUCUGCAUACAUUACUUCGUAAUCGAGAUACAGAUCAAGAUGCAUUCAUUUUCUAUGCAGAACGUUUAAUGCGUCCUCUAUGUGAAGCAGCAAUGAAUUUACUUCCACACAUGGAUGUGGAUAUUGAAACUCCUCAGGGCAUUAUUUAUCGUGGUCGACAAUUAGCUACAGGUACUCAGGUAUGCGGUGUAUCUAUUCUAAGAGCAGGUGAAGCAUUAGAAUCUGCAUUAUGCGCUGUAUAUAAAGAUGUUCGUUUGGGUAAAAUUUUGAUCCAAACUAAUCCAGAUACAUGUGAACCUGAACUGCAUUAUAUUCGAUUACCUCGAGAUAUUAAGGAUUGCUUUGUUAUUCUCAUGGAUGCUACUGUGGCUACUGGAGCUGCUGCUAUAAUGGCUAUGCGUAUUUUGGUUGAACAUGAUGUUCCAGAAGAGAGAAUAAUCCUUAUUUCCUUAAUAAUGGCUAGUCAAGGUGUACAUUCUGUGGCUUAUACCUAUCCAAAGGCUCAUAUUGUUACGACAGCUGUUGAUCCCGGUUUAAAUGAAAGUUAUCAUAUUAUUCCAGGUGUUGGUAAUUUCGGUGAUCGUUAUUUUGGCACAACAUUUGAUCGUUUAGAAAAUAGAUUUUUACUUGCAUGUCACUCAAUCCUAGCUUAGCCUAGUCUACACAUUCAUCCUUCUAUUUAUUAUCCAUUUAUUGUUUCUUCUUUCUCUAUCUUUAUCGUCUUGAUCAGAUUUGAUAUGUCAUAACGUCCUUUUUACGUAUGUGAAUAAAUUCUAAGUGUAUUAUUAUUAUUAUUAUUAUCAUUACUGUUAUUAUUAUAUUAUUGUACUCUUUAUCGUUGUUAUUAUUGAUGUAUUUGGUGAUGUGAUUUCUUUUUGAUGUUGUGUUAUUUCACUUUUUCAUUUUUUAUCAAAGAAUUAUUAAUUUAUCACAUUAGGUGGUGUUAUGUAUGAUGAAUAAAUGCAGGUGUAUAAAGAAGAACUACAUAACAAUUAACUUCUUAUCCAUUCAAGGUUGUUUUCUUUUCCAAUGAUAUUCUUCCUUCAGUUUUAAUUUAUUUUUUACUGUUUUAUUUUUUCUCUGUCAAGUUCCACAAGUUUUUUUUCCUAAUCUUCACUUAUUUUUUAUGCUUCUUAAUGAAAUUGAGAACUGUUACUGUGUAUUUAAAGAUUUAGAUAAUUGGGUACUUCAAUACUAAUAGAUGUGAUUAAUACGUCUAGAAGGGAAAUAUAUAUUAUUGGUGAUGGAUAAUGAUUGAGUGUGAAAUGUAAAAUUCG